AUGACUUUAGCAGUAAAAUUUCUGCCAAAAUGGUCAAAAUCAGCAUUGACUUCCGGUCGACUUGUAUCACUAAUCCGUAUGGCUUUGUCUCAAGCUGUGAUUUGCAGUGUUGCACAUAAUGGUAUUUGUGAUUUUUCUUACCGAAAAAUCUUUACAGCUUUCAAUAAAUACAGAGGUAUGCAAAUCUUCCCGUUUUUAAUGGAUAAGACGUAUUUCAAAGAUUCUGCUGAUCAGUUUUGCCCCGCAUUUGGUUUUAGACUUCCUACUUGUACACAUUUUAAAGAUGUCGCCUUUUGUCAAUCGCCCCGGAAUGCAGAACGAUCUGGAAGUACAGGUGUAGAAGCGAGAAUUCAGGCAGUAACAACAUCAAGGCAGUUGGACAGGUGCUUGCUGUGCAAAAAACAAACACCUUGUAAUUUUUUUGGAAGGAGUGAACCUGCUUUAUUUAUUUUGGCAAUAAGAAAAUCUAAAAUGAUUUGCUUGGAAGUUUUCUCAAUUCUCAUCUCCCCGAAGUACUCAAGUCCACAAGAGGUUCUGCAGUUGCAUCCCACUACUCAACUCUUGGCAAUUUCUGGCAUAAUUGCACACCCAUAUCAUAAAACAGAGGCUCUUAAGAGUUGGACGGAAUUAACAUUUGCUUUGACACAAACAGCACCGUUAAUUCUAAUAUUUUUAAAAUCAGCCCUCUAUGUGAAUUUUCAGAAAAGUGACGCACAAAUAGAAAAAGUCCCCAUAUUUCGUUGA
Molecule: messenger RNA, 744 nt
Organism: Echinococcus granulosus
Lineage: Eukaryota; Metazoa; Platyhelminthes; Cestoda; Cyclophyllidea; Taeniidae
Exons: 7
Coding region: 1-744 (247 amino acids)
Source: RefSeq, a predicted model, not a curated record